CGGGCUAACUCAUCGGACUCCUCACCUCACUCCACGCGCCCAGCAGCCGUGCCGUACCGUGCCAAAGCGGGCAUGACAAGAACCGGACCAUAGAGCAACACGUGUGGGCGCAGUAAUGGAGAAGCAUCCGAGGCUCCUAAGGUCGAGGCUCUUCCGGGGACACACGCAGGUGGAGGUGGCCCUGAAUAACAGUGCGUUGGGCUGGAGGGACACUGACCGGAGCAGAAAACGAAGCUCAGGAUUCAGCAGCUUAUCCGGAACAGCUCACAGUCACGUUGUUCCGGUGUGCGAGAUAGUUGCCGUCUGCAAGACUGAAGAUGACAACACAAAGAAGAAGAAGCUCGGCUCCCAGCUGUAUCCCCAUGCAUUCACAGUUUACUACGUGAGGAGGACGCGGCAGCACCAGUGGGGCUGUAGUGACGUCACCUUCCACUGCGCAGAUCUGAUGCUCUGUGAACAGUGGGUCCAAGUUAUCAAUGAGCAGUUGUCACUACUCACCAACCGGCCGAGGAGCCUCCUGGUGUACAUCAAUCCCAUUGGCGGAAAGCAGCGCGGGACGCGUAUUUACGAGCAGAAGGUGGCUCCACUCUUUCGCCGCGCCUGCAUCUCGGCCGAUGUGAUUGUUACAGAUAGUGCCAAUCAUGCCAGGGACCACUUGAAAACAGAGGCCAUUCUGGAUAAAUAUGAUGGGGUGGUGUGUGUUGGUGGAGAUGGCAUGUUCAGUGAGAUCCUGCACGGAUUGGUCACCAGGACCCAGACUGACCAUGGUGUAGACCAGAACCAACCAGAAGCUGAGCUGGUGCCGUGUUCUCUGCGCAUAGGGAUCAUUCCUGCAGGGUCCACCGAUUGCAUCUGCUUUGCCACAGUGGGAACCAACGAUCCAGUUACUUCUGCUCUACACAUCAUUGUGGGUGACACUCAGCCGAUGGACGUGUGCUCGGUUCUCCACGACGACGUCCUCCUCCGAUACUCGGUCUCGCUGCUCGGCUACGGCUUCUACGGAGACCUGCUGACAGACAGCGAGAGGAAGAGGUGGCUGGGUCCGGCCAGAUACGACCUGUCAGGGGUGAAAACUUUCCUGAGCCACAAAUGCUACGAAGGCACCGUCUCAUUCCUCCCCGCCGGGGACGACGUGGGGAACCCGAGGGACGAGCUGCUGUGUCGCUCCGGGUGCCACGUGUGUCAGCGCAAGGCCUCGUCGAACGGCAAGCGGCGGGGGAUGUCAGCGGAGAAGGAAAAGUCUGGUAAAGAUGACGACAGUGGUUUGGGUGUGAUCCGUGGAAAGUUCAUCGCCAUUAACGCCGCCAGUAUGAGCUGCGCGUGUCCCCGCAGCCCACAGGGCCUGUCGCCGUACGCCCACCUGGCCGACGGCACCACCGACCUCAUCCUGGUCAGGAAGUGUUCCCGUUGGGACUUCCUCAGACACCUCCUCCGACACACCAACCAAGACGACCAGUUUGACCACUCCUUCGUGGAGGUCUACCGCGUGAAGAUGUUUCGCUUCCUGCCGCGGGACCAGGAGCCGGUUUCACUCGAGGACCAGAGUGAGACGCAGUUAGAGAAGAAUCCCUCCGGUCCCAUGUGCUCCGUCCAAACAACCUCCUGCAGCAAAGCCCACAGCAGCUGGUGCUGCGACGGGGAGAUCCUGCCUCACGCCGCCAUCCAAGUCAGUGUCCAGUGCCAGCUGAUCAGGCUGUUUGCCCGUGGUAUUGAGGAGCAGCAGCAGUGUGUUUCGGAAGACCCCUGCACACUGUGGGCCCCGGAGCCAAACACACACUGAGUGAGUGGACUGAGAGCUGUAGGGGCCACUGGAAAACACAAACUUGGCAAAAGUUGUCCUGGAAAGCCGCACAUCACAUAAGUGUAAACUCCAAAUGGUGGCCUCCACCUCUCUCUUUCAGUGUGUUUGCCUGAGGGAAAUGUGCACUAUCUGUAGAAGUGACGGAAUGAUUGAAAAAAGCUAACUCCAGAAAAAAGAUGGAAAACUGCCACCAUCAGCCAUAAGAAAAUGAAAGAUGGAGAUCCAAAGAGACUGUUUAGAUGUUCACACGGCCACAUGAAACAGAGCUGAGCUGGAUUCAUGGACUCACAGCAAUCAGACAAAGGUUUCCACGCUGCCAUCAAGGAGAAGCCAAAUAGGAUUUCACCCUAUACACAGAGGAGGGACAGCCAAGGAGAUACAGCUUUGCAAAAGGAUGAAUUAAAAGAAAUACCUGUGAAGUACACUGAUAAUAUGAAAAUGCCUGGGCUGCACCAUAAAGACCCACGCAGGCAAUCUGCUGGUCCUUUUUGGCACAAAAAAUAUUUCAUUUUCUUUUCACCCAGGUAAAAUCCGAUAUGAGCCGGGGGCACUAAUGAAAAGAACUGAAUACCCUGCUAAUACACUAACAGGACCCCGGUGGCUUCUGGGUAAUAUGGCAAAGUGGUUGCUAAGUGAUUCACUGGGUCUCAGCACUGCUGCGCUGCACCUGUGGCUCCCAGCUCUGCUCCCCUCUGGCUGAGAAACUACCGGCAGUUCAGUCAUCGCCUGGGAUCAGCCAGAACUAUACGUUGAUAAUGUUACUAGAGAUAAUCUAUUGUACGGCUCUGAAAUUAGCAGGUCAAGCUGGUCUUGAUGUGUCUGAAGAAAGGUCCCUGCAGAAGGACAGUGGCCGCUUUUAUUAUUCCUACUGCUGCUUCAUAAAACUACAUAGAACUGCCUCUAUGAUAACAAUAUCUAAAUGAAAUGAAAGAUGUGUGUGUCAGCAUCCGAAUGUCUAUCUAUUGUUAUGUGAGACAAUUUCGGCUCAACACCAUAUAUCCUUACAAAUUCAAAGGACUGUUAGAGGGUUAAGACUUGGUUUUAGGGUUAUGGUUAGAAGGAGGCUAAGAGGAAGGGUUAGGCAUUUAGUUGUGAUGUUUAAGGUUAAGGUAAGGGGCUAGGAAAUGCAUCAUGCCAACGAGUGUCCUCACAACUAUAGAGAGACAAGUGUGUGUAUGUGUUUGCAAAAGUGCCAAUGUGCUGAGUUUGUUUUAUCACAAUUAGCCUCAUGACUGCUAUUUUGCAGAUGCUCUCUCGCUGCAGCCAACACACUGCCACAAGUAUCUAGACACACACACACACACACACAUGCACACACACACACACACACAGACACAGUUUAUCUAAUGCACACAGACACACACGCUCUUUAACUUUUAACACCAUAAAACCUCUGUCCACUCUUUGAAUCCUCUCCAGUUUAGUUAACACUCACUCUGAAUGUCUGUGAUGCUUCACCUUCAGCACUGGCUUUUGACAAUCUGCACUUUGAUGCUUUUAAGUCCACACACACAAACAUGUGCCUACAGCAUGGUUUGUUUGAGAAUUUUAGCAAUUAGGGACUGACAAUGCAAAACUGAAAAAAGUCCAGAUCGUUAGGAGAACAUGUGGUGCCUACACAGGUAGUGCUAGCAUGUGAAACCCGGUGUUUGGUUUGUCCUUUCUGCCAUUUUAGGCCAAUUAAAAACAACAAUUCCACUCGGCUAGCUAACAUUGGCACGUGUUACAUGUCCUUACAUUAUACAAAUCUGGCUAGCAUUAGCCCAGCUCAUAAUAAGACGACAAUCUUGUAUCACAACUCAAAGUAACUAAUAUUUGGUUUCACUUUGUGUGGAGUAAAAGUCGUUGAUGAGGACCACCCAGGCUCACAAAGCUCAAAUGUCAAGAUUAUAAUAUACGCUGAUUUCUUAGCAGAAGAUAAUUUGCAUUUCAACUUGACAAGUUUUUUAUUUAAUCUUGUUGUGCUUUGUGAAAACACAUAAAUUAAACUGUGAUUUGAGCAGAUACUGUGAUGUAAGUAGACUUGACCUAUUUUAUGAAAAUGCUUAAUAAAGUGCCUCGGAAGUGCG
This is a messenger RNA of Platichthys flesus (European flounder), 3870 nucleotides long. It is a transcript of the gene cerk, whose product is annotated as ceramide kinase. The transcript has 13 exons. Gene Ontology annotation, molecular function: kinase activity. The record is from RefSeq and is a predicted model, not a curated record. Lineage: Eukaryota; Metazoa; Chordata; Actinopteri; Pleuronectiformes; Pleuronectidae. The coding region runs from base 116 to 1780 and encodes 554 amino acids.